UUGAUUAUGAUUACUAGAUUUUGAUUCCUUUUCAAAACCAUCUAAUAUCGGAUGGAGUUUUACACGGUAUCAAAAUAUUUUCAGUGUCAUGGCUGGUUAGAUAUCGCGAUAUAUUUUGAAUAUAAAAGCAGAAAAGCUAAAAUGGCAGCCCCUCCGAAACACAGCAAAGAAUAUGGUCGACCUAAAGCGGGAUCCAGCACCGAGGCCCGCGGGAAAUCUGCAGGACUUCACAUUAGCAAGGAAGUGCUCGAUUUAUGCAAAGUAAUUCGCAACGUCGGACAAGCUCAACCGGACGGGACAGUGACGGUCACUUUUGGUAAACUAUUCAACGUGUAUGUAUCGAUAUCUAAUAAGCUGGUUGGUAUGCUUAUGAGGGCGAGGAAACAGGGUCUGGUUGAGUUUGAGGGAGAGAUGCUCUGGCAAAGACGAGAUGACCACAAGAUAAUAACACUUCUGAAGAUACCAGAAAACAUGACCACAGACUCGGAUGAAUACUGGAAUCUGAGAGCUAAAUAAUUCAUAUGCAUUCCUAGUUUUAUAAUGGUUUUAUUAUGAAAACUUUUAUAUAAACUUUUAACUUAUAAAAUUAUUUUUACAAAAUUUUAAAUUUAUAUAGAGUGGUUUUCAUUAACCCGUGAAACAAAGUGUAAUAGUCAAAGCAUAAUUAUCAGUAAAUCAGAUAAGAGAACAAUAGAAUCAGAUCACAAUAAAGUGUAAUGUGCUAAAGUGUAGUUCACAGGUUUAUGAAAAUCACUUUAUACAACUAGAUGACUCAAAGUACAUUGUAUCAUACCAGGUUAGAUGGAAUAAUGGGCUUCUUCUAUUGUUCAUUUUCUUAGAAACUUUACCUUAAAAACAUUACUUUCAAAAUUUAAAUUAAAUUGCUCAAAAAUAGUUUUUUCUUUGUUUGUAUAGUGUAAUAUAUAUUUAUAGAGGAAUAUUAGUCAACUCAAGGGCACAAGGACUACAGAGUUUAAUGCUAUAAAAAUACUUAUGUUUAUUUGAUGACAACUUCAGCUGAAAAGUGAAUAAAUAGACUCAGUGUCCAAAGCUAUGCUAAUCGAUGUAUUAGGGGUGUACUUUGUUGAGUACUGUUUUGCAGCACCAUGAUGCCUGCUUUAGCCACUUGUGUAUACUUCCCAGAUUAGCUAGGGGUAUGAAAAACAUGGAAACAGGACAGUUGAGAGAAAUAUAAUAAAGUCUCGGAAAGUAAAAAAAA
Nematostella vectensis (starlet sea anemone) is the source of this 1219-nucleotide messenger RNA. Its product is annotated as actin-binding Rho-activating protein-like. Bases 52 to 516 code for a protein of 154 amino acids. Gene Ontology annotation, biological process: positive regulation of Rho protein signal transduction. Gene Ontology annotation, molecular function: actin binding. NCBI's taxonomy places the organism in Eukaryota, Metazoa, Cnidaria, Anthozoa, Actiniaria, Edwardsiidae. The transcript has a single exon. The record is from RefSeq and is a predicted model, not a curated record.